AUGCUCUUUAAUACUCCGGUAAUCUGCUGUAUCGUUUCGAUUCCAACCUUAUCAACAUUUAAAGAUGUUGCAGAGGCAUUGAUGAAGUCAUUGACAAGAGAUUCUAAUCCCGAACUCGCGACUGAGGUGGGUGUUGUUGAACCACUGAGAAAUCGACGUCGUAUAUUUAACAUGCUUUCAUACUGCGUCCACCAUUGUAAGCAAAAGACGGACAAAAAAAGGACAAUAGAGGCAGCAGAUGCGCGGAGAUACUGCACAAUUAAUUUUAUACGUUUUCAAAAAUAA
This is a messenger RNA of Parnassius apollo (apollo), 285 nucleotides long. Lineage: Eukaryota; Metazoa; Arthropoda; Insecta; Lepidoptera; Papilionidae. The record is from the annotation of a GenBank genome assembly.